This is a messenger RNA of Peronospora belbahrii, 594 nucleotides long. The record is from the annotation of a GenBank genome assembly. NCBI's taxonomy places the organism in Eukaryota, Oomycota, Peronosporomycetes, Peronosporales, Peronosporaceae.
AUGGCCGAUAGGAUGAAGAUGCUCUUUAUGGAUGCACCUCCGGACGCGCUGGAGAAACUUUUAUCUCCAAGGCGUAAACUAUUUUACGGGUUAUUUGCCUUUGGACCUGGUACUAUCUUGGGGUUGUAUCUCUAUUCUGUAAAGAAACGAAUGGAGCGGGAGAAUGAAGCUAUGCGUCUGGAGAAAGUAGAAGGCGAGAUAACUAUCAUUCAGGAACGACAGGACAAGGAUAUGGCACUGGCCAAUGCUAUCCAAGAAAUGCGCGACCGUCUCGAACGACUGGAGAAGGAAAGUAUUGCUAAUCGACAAAACACUGCGAAGGAGGCAAGUGUUGCUAGUAAUAAGACGGAUACAGAGAAGAAACAAGCAGUGAAGGAUGUGGUAUCUCAAAGUGCAAGCAAGAUCGAUGUGGCAUUGGCUGUGCUAAAGUCCAACGAGCAGUCGGGUGGAAAUCAGCAAAAGGUGGCUGCAUCACCUAGUUGGCUUCAGUCGUCGUUUGAAGGCCCACAAGGACGCAGAGAACAACGUCAGUAUGAAAUGCUGCAUCAUGAUAUUGCGGUGCACGUUGCUAAGCAGAAAGAGCAAGCGAAAUAG